AUGAUGGAACAGCUGUCCAAGAUCGAUGAUGGUGAUGAAGACAUUGACCUUCUCAAUUCACACUACACGAAUAUUAAGAGAAUUGUGUACUUGAUUGUAUCAUCCUUCACUUUCAGAAUAUUUGGAAUUUUGCUGACCUUUGUGGAUGUGUCCCUCAUCAUUACAGACGUAGCUGUCUCUGAUAGCACGAUGUAUAUUCCUUUGGAAUAUCGUUCAGUUUCUUUAGCUAUUGCUUUAUUUUUUUUCAUGGAUGUUUUUCUUCGAGUAUUUAUAGAAGGGAUACGACGGUAUUUUUCUGAUAUAUUUAACUCCUUAGAUGCUGCCAUUAUUGUGGUGACUCUACUGGUCAAUAUUGCUUAUAUUUUCUAUGACUUUAAGGUUCUUAAAGAUUUCCCCAAAUUGACAAUUAUUUUACGACCUCUACGACUUAUCAUUCUGUUAAGAGUUUUUCAUCUGGCUCAUCAAAAAAGACAUCUUGAAAUGCUGACCAGGAGGAUGGUUUCAGAAAACAAACGGCGAUACAAGAAGGAUGGAUUUGACUUAGACCUCACUUACGUUACUGAGCGUAUUAUUGCCAUGUCAUUCCCAUCUUCUGGAAAGCAGUCUUUCUAUAGGAAUCCCAUUAAGGAAGUUGUACGGUUCCUGGAUACCAAGCAUCAAAACCACUACCAAGUGUACAACCUCUGCAGUGAAAGAGCUUAUGAUGCUAAGUACUUCCAUGAUAGGGUCCAUCGAUACAUGAUUGACGAUCACAAUGUCCCCUCUUUGAGUGAGAUGGUGGCGUUCUCCAAGGAAGUAAAAGAGUGGAUCGCUCAAGAUGAGGAAAACAUCACAGUGAUUCACUGUAAGGGGGGCAAAGGAAGAACUGGAACUAUGAUCUGUGCCUACCUUCUUGCCAGUGAAAUAUUUGCAACCGCAGAGGACAGCCUUUAUUAUUUUGGAGAACGACGAACAGAUAAAUCCACCAGCAGUAAAUUUCAGGGAAUAGAAACUCCUUCUCAGAGCAGAUUUGUUGGAUAUUUUGCAAUGGUGAAAAAUACCUACAAUUUGACUCUUCCUCCAAUGAAAAAACUCACGAUGAAAAAAAUCAUUAUUUAUUCAAUUCAAGGUGUUGGAAAAGGCAAUGGAAAUGAUCUAAAAGUACAAAUAAUAAUGCAACGGAAGCCUGUCUUUUUCUGUUCUGCUUCCAAAAACUGUAAGAUAGUUCAUGAUGCUGAAACAGACAGAGUAAUAAUUAAUCUAUCCAACUGUCCACCUCUGUAUGAUGAGGUGAAAGUGAAAUUUCUUUCUUCGGAUCUUCCUAAAUACUAUGACGACUGUCCAUUUUUCUUUUGGUUCCACACAUCUUUUAUACAAAAUAACAGGCUUUAUCUUUCAAGAAGUGAAUUGGAUAAUCCCCACAAACCAAAAGCAUGGAAAAUUUACCGUCCAGAGUUUGCAGUCGAGGUAUAUUUUGAUGACGUUAAGUUGCAGCUGAAAUGUGUCGUGGCAGCCCAGGUUAUUUCCUUUAAAAUUCCUGCAGCUAUAAUCCGUGGAGGACAGAUCAGCGGGCAGGCCUAG
This is a messenger RNA of Lipotes vexillifer (Yangtze River dolphin), 1560 nucleotides long. RefSeq names its product phosphatidylinositol 3,4,5-trisphosphate 3-phosphatase TPTE2. Gene Ontology annotation, molecular function: phosphatidylinositol-3,4,5-trisphosphate 3-phosphatase activity. Gene Ontology annotation, biological process: dephosphorylation. Gene Ontology annotation, cellular component: cytosol. NCBI's taxonomy places the organism in Eukaryota, Metazoa, Chordata, Mammalia, Artiodactyla, Lipotidae. The record is from RefSeq and is a predicted model, not a curated record. Bases 1 to 1560 code for a protein of 519 amino acids. The transcript is spliced from 19 exons.